CCUCAACUUUCUUCGCUCCUCUAUCUUCAAGAAGAUCGUUGACAUGCCAUGCCGGUAGCUCAGAAAAGAUCUGCUGAUAAUCACGACUCGACGCCGGCCAACACCGCCAAGGCCCCUAGAGCAAACCCCUCGGCGGACGGGGAGGGUGUGCACCUCGCUCCGAGACACCCGUUUGGCGUGUUGCCAGGCGGCAAUGCCCUCUUUGCAACCAAGGCGAUCCGGCGCUCCUCGCUCGGCCUCCUCGCGCUGCUGUCCGACAAUGACAUUCUAGCAAUCUUCCAGCUCCUCGAGCCCAACGAUCUGACCAAGCUGGGAGCAGUCAGCCGGGCGGUUCGAGCCUUUGCGCUGCACGAGCCCAACUGGAAGGAGGCGACGCUCGAAUUGACCAAGGGCAGGCUUGCGUGCUGGCGCGGCAGCUGGAGGGCGACGUACAUUGACCACGCAAAGGGCAAAGUGGGGAUCGAUGAUGGCGUCGCUGCUAUCGGUCCCACGAUUGGGGACGCCAAGGGCCUCUUCUCCGAUGCUCUCUACCUUCCGCUCCACAUUGCUUCGCUUCCUCUGCAUCCCUAUACCCCAAGCGAAAGUGGACAUCGCCGUCAGCCAUACAACUUGAUCCAGCGCGUCGACUCAUCAUCGCUCACGCCUGAGGAGUUCCAGGCCCGCUUCGCUCGACCGAGUGUUCCCUGCAUUCUCUGCGACGCUGCAGGCGCCCAGGAAGUGCCUCCAUGGACGCUGUCGGACCUCGUGCAAAUGUACGGCAAUCGACGGAUCCGUGCCGAGGCUCUCUCGCUGCCGAUGUGCGCAUACAACGACUAUGCGCAGUCCUGUGCGCAUGCGCUGGACGAUGGCGAGGAUGUCCGGUGGGUGCCGGACGAGUCGCCGUUCUAUCUCUUUGAUCCGACACUGGCCAGGACGAUGCAUCGGGAGGGAAGGUUCCUGGUACCUCGACUUCUCCGGAGCGAUGAGUCGCCGUCGGACGAUGAGGAGAGCAAGCGCAGAAAGAGAGGAGAGAUAAGGAAGGAGUGGGACCUCUUUUCACUCCUGCAGGACCGAAGACCAGAUCACGUCUGGGUCAUUGCUGGGCCCCAACGUAGCGGCAGUGGGUGGCACACGGACCCAAACUACACCUCGGCCUACAACACGGUCCUGUCUGGCCACAAGCUCUGGCUCCUCCUCCCACCGCACCUCACCCCACCGGGCAUCUACAUCACGCCAGACGGCGCCGACAUUACGGCGCCCCUCAGCAUCGGCGAGUGGCUCGACGGCUUCUGGAAGGAGUGCGUCAAGAAGCACGGCACGGGUGCCCAGGGCGAUGGCCAGCUGCUCGUGGGUGUGUGCGCGCCGGGCGAGACGAUGUUUGUGCCCGCCGGGUGGAAGCAUCUCGUCGUCAACCUCGACGAGUCGGUGGCCUUUACGCAAAACUUUGUCAGCCCCGCUGAGCUGCCUGCCGUCCUCGACUUUCUCAAGAAUCGGCCAGACCAGAUUUCGGGCUUUCGCAUCCGGCGCGCAGCAAAAUCGUCAUUGUCGUCGUCGUCGCCCUGCUGCGGGGAGGAGGAGGCUCAGGAGUCGGAUCCGGAGCUGGACGAGCUGGACGACGGCGGCUUGCGCGAGAAGGGCAAGCUGUUUGAGACGUUUGUCAAGAGGCUGAGGGACUUCGAUGAACGCUUGGCCAAUGAGGGGUUAGCGUCGAUGGAGAGGAUCGAGAAAGAGCGGCGAGAGAGGCAAGGCAGCGGCACGGAGACGGUGGUGGGCAAGGUGGGCGCGACUGCCAAGAAGGAUGCCGGUGGCUCCAGCACCUGGUGGGAGGAGCUGAAAAGGGGCGGCGAGAAGGGGGAACAGAGCACAGGCUUCUCGUUCUCGCUUGCGCCUGGUGAUGGAGACGAAGACGGAGACGCGGCCUUGGGAGAGGUCCCAUGGUAGAGACCGAGCAUCAUGUAACAGUAACAGUAGAAACACUCAAGAAGAUUGCAUUUGUGUACACGUUUGCCUGCGGUGCCGAUGAUAGUAUAUGAUGCUGAUG
Molecule: messenger RNA, 2020 nt
Organism: Acaromyces ingoldii
Lineage: Eukaryota; Fungi; Basidiomycota; Exobasidiomycetes; Exobasidiales; Cryptobasidiaceae
Product: Clavaminate synthase-like protein
Exons: 1
Coding region: 49-1920 (623 amino acids)
Cellular component (GO): nucleus
Molecular function (GO): protein binding; cis-regulatory region sequence-specific DNA binding
Source: RefSeq, a predicted model, not a curated record